AUGGACAGCAACCAGGAGCGAAUGCCGAUUGCGCACAACGUCCGAAACGUCCUCAAGCUUUUCCGGACUGUUUCAACAUCGUUCUAUCAUGAAAUCGAUUCUCAGAUUGAGCAAGUCGAGUCCAACGGUCUACGCGAGCUGCUACUAACCUUGGAUAAUGAGAACAUCCGCUUCAAGAUGUGGGCUGGGAACUUAGCAGCCCAUCAGAGUGGCCCGGUAUCGCUCGAUCAUCGGUUGAGAGAGGCACCUCAUAUACAAGAGCAGGUCCUCUAUCUUCUGCGCGACAUAUCGGAGUCCCUAGAGGAUACCGGACUCCUCAUUCCUGAAAAGGGCACUUCUAAGGGCAGUGAAGAUGCGAAGGAUAAGCCGGAGUCUCUUCCUGAGGGCUCAGAUCCAGACAGCGAAGAUAGCCUCACCGACUCCGAUCUGGAUGAUGAUGACAGUAUCUCACCAGAAACGAGAUUGUCAACACUCUGCACCGAUAUCGCAGAGGCCAUCGACUGCCUUUUACGUCUCUCUCUCGCUAUCGCGAACCCAGCACCACAUGAGAGAUUCCGAAAGCUUGGAGCGGGCCCUGACGAGGAUGUAUCUUUCUACGAGGCACACGACGUCCGUUACGUCCAAGAGAAGUUCCCAGAGAUCAGCCAGGGCUUGUCCGAUGUUCUGGGCAAGUUCAUCACCCGUCGGCGCCAGUUCUUCAAGUACCGAGAGGCACACCAUGCCAAGUUGGCGGCAGGUUUGGAUCAAGAGACGCAGAAAGAUACAAAUCGGACAGAGGUUGUGCCCCAUACUGUAGCAUCCUCAAUUCCGGAACACCUCAAGGAAUCUAGUGUGAUUGAUGAAGACAGUCGAUCCAAUAUGGCCAUGUCUGAGACGUCCUAUGCUACCUCGGCUGGCUAUUUGAUGCUGGAAGAUGGAGAGAUGAAGCCUGCUCCUCCACUAAGGGUCCCUCCAAGACCGCCCGAGGCAGACAAGGGUGUCUUUGAAUACGUCACGUCUUUGGAGACCUCCGACCGUACACUUGCCUUUUCUCAAGGUGUGCUGAAUCAAAUACGGACUUUGAUCGACGACAUCGGUGGCAACUUCACUACCUUACCGUCUGCGGUUGAACUCAGGGAUCACAUUCGCCAUCAGCACCUACCAAGCGCGAGUGUAGAGCAGCUCAGUAUUGUCGUAGCCCGCGGCAGGGUAUCUGUCUCAAAGGAUGUGACUAAAGAAUGCCCUCUUUGCAGACGAGAUAUUUCGGGCUUGAAGUCAUAUAUCAAGCAUGUUGGGCGGCAUCUCGAGCAGCUGGCCCUGCACGCACUUCCUAGGAUUGGAGACAAGGAGCUGGAGGAAGACGUCGAGAGUGGCGACCAGAACGACGAAGCAUCGGAUCUGGGCGGUAUUGCGGUUGACGACAACAGUGAGACUUCUUCCAAAUACCAUGAGGAAUCAGACACAGACGAGGUGAAUAAACAAGCGGAACUAAGCGAUCCUAAUACUAGGAUUGUGGUGCAUGAUGGUGGAAACGACGUCAAUUUUGGCGAGAUGCCAGAUGCCGAUACUCCCAUGCCACCAGCCGCCUCUACUGCUUUUGCUGGUCAGCCUACAGUAGAGCCACCAAAGGCUGAAAUCGAGGCCAUAGCGGCCAGAGCUAAGGCCAUGCUCGAAAGAGAGUAA
Molecule: messenger RNA, 1662 nt
Organism: Fusarium subglutinans
Lineage: Eukaryota; Fungi; Ascomycota; Sordariomycetes; Hypocreales; Nectriaceae
Product: transcription factor
Exons: 3
Coding region: 1-1662 (553 amino acids)
Source: RefSeq, a predicted model, not a curated record